GUGGCCAGUCAGCAAUCCACAGUGUGUUAAAGCAUCUCAGCUGGUCAGGCCCUGGAACUAUUCCUGAGCUUCUGCCCUAGGAUAUUGAUGUUCAACAGGAUGAAGACUACCACUUGCUCUCUUCUCAUCAUCAUCUCCCUUCUUCAACUGAUGGUCACAGUGAAUACUGAGGACAGCUUAGUCUCUUUCCUGCAGAAGCUCAAGCAACUUCUCAAUCAUCAUGAUGUCAGUCACUCCCCUGUGACUAAUACUCUCUCCUGCACUAGUGUCAAGGCUAUGGGCACUCUAGCAUCCUGUCCUACUGGAAUGACUGUUACUGGUUGUUCUUGUGGCUUUGCUUGUGGAUCUUGGAAUGUCCAGAAUGAAAAUGUUUGCCACUGCCUAUGCCCAAUCAUUGACUGGACUGCUGCCCGCUGCUGCAAACUGGCCUGAAAAUGAGGACCUUAAAAUCCAGUUUUGAAAUGAUGAUUAUAAAGAAAUUGUCAUCCCACCCCGGAAAUCUGAUUCACUGUGCCUGUGGUGAAUUCAUAUUACACAGUAACCCUGCUUUUUAAGCAAUAAAGGCAGAUUUGUACUCAU
Phodopus roborovskii (desert hamster) is the source of this 579-nucleotide messenger RNA. RefSeq names its product resistin-like gamma. Gene Ontology annotation, cellular component: extracellular region. Gene Ontology annotation, molecular function: hormone activity. Bases 88 to 432 code for a protein of 114 amino acids. NCBI's taxonomy places the organism in Eukaryota, Metazoa, Chordata, Mammalia, Rodentia, Cricetidae. The record is from RefSeq and is a predicted model, not a curated record. The transcript has 4 exons.